GAUCGAAUUGUUGGCUACUUGAUUUGAGGCAUCGCAUUGAACUCCGAAAACCGGCGAACAGAAAGUUGCAGUUUUUCCGGCGAAGAGGAACUGAGAAAACUCCGGCGAGAUACCAACCUUCGCGAUGGAUGGGAAUAAACCAAACGACGUAGUCUCGAGGAAGAAGCAUACGCAGGAAGGCCCCGAGAAGGACAAGGGGGAACUCAGAGUAUCCCCGAGGAGGAAACUCCCUCCGACAAAGCCGCCGGAGGAAUUGGGCAGUACAAGUGUUGCUCCGACUGAAGAUCUUAUAGUUGAAGAGUUACCACCAAGACUCUUUGCUCUAGACCGGUACCCUUCGAAGACGAAGAUGAACGCGUACUCCAAACCGGAGUACAUUUCUGACAUAGCGGAAGUUCUUAAGGGAAAAGCUGAGAUGCAGAUGCUUCUCGACUCUCCAUUUGGGUACCUUUUUGGAAUACCUGCUAACAAGUGUUCCUUCUCAGGUAAGCUUGUGCUUGGAUUAAUAUGCCGUCAGUUAGUGACAAAGAAAGUGAAUGAGAUGUGGAUGGUUUUCGGCGGUCAUCCAAUCAAAUUUGGACUAAGAGAAUUUAGUAUUGUAACUGGGCUGGAAUGUGGGGUGUAUCCCAAGAAGAAAGAAGUGGAGGCUGUGCUAAAGGUUAAACCUGGGUGUAAAAAAGUCUGGGAUGCUCUGUUUGUGGACAGGUUUGGGGAGAAUGCGACUCCAUUAGUGCAGGAUUUGGUGGCCUGGCUGAAGGAGGAUAAAUCCAUGGAUGGGUGGAAGCAACUGGCUCUAUCACUUAUAAUCCUGGUAGAUGGUGUGAUAGCCUGCGGUAAAAACCCCAUCAGGCCUCAAGAUACGACUGUCGAGAUGACGAAGAACGUGAAGUUCUUCUUGAAAUACCCAUGGGGAAGGCUGUCUUUUACCCGUACUUUGGAGAGGAUAGCAAACUUCCAAACCCCUUCAGAUGUUAAAAAACUGAUAAGGUGUGUAAAGGAUGGGUCUUAUGCACUACAAGGAUUCCCAUUAGCACUCCAGCUCUUUGCGUUUGAAACAAUCCCAUCCCUUGCUAAGCUAGCACCUGAUGACGAAGCGAACAGGACAUUUACUCAGAGGUCUAUCCAUCAUCUUGCCUCACUGCGGCCAAUCAGGACAUCCACCAUCUUGGCCUGUGAGGCUGCUGAAGAGGUUGAGGUAACCUAUCUUGUGAAACCAGAUGACAAUAUUUGCCCUCCAUCCCUGUCAUGGGAUGAUGAAGUUGAGGAUCCAAGAGUUGCUUACAUUGAGCGACUGAUGUUAGCUGGUCAUGAGUGGCAGGAGGAAGAAUGGGUUGGAGGUUCAGCUGCAUUCCCAAAGCAGGAGCGCCCACCACAACUAGGAGAGAUACAUGUGAAGAAGAGGAAAAGAAAUGUACGAGGCCCGAAUGCACCUGUUUUGAAAAAACAGAAAUCUGUUGUGGAAGAUGAAAAUGAGGAAACUGCUGAGGAUUGUUCUGAAGAUCCCCAGUUUGAGAAGUUUGUAGUCGAACUUAGGAGGUGUUUCAGGAGGCAGGAAGCACAAAAUAAACAAAUGCAAGAAGACUUGAAGAACUUUGUCCGUCAAGAGAUACGUGCUGCCCUAGAUCCAAAGGGCAAAAAGACAGAACCAACCCAAACUUCCCAUGCUUCACCCAGCCCAACUAAAUCGGUGGUUAAGGCACCGAUUACUGUGAAGAAGGCAUCUAAAAGGAUGUCUACAAAGAAAGUCUUCAAGUCUGGAACAAGAAAGUCUUCAAGGCUGAAUAAUAUAAUGACGUCAGCUAUGCAGAUUACUGAGCUUUCUGAUGAUAACUCGUCCUCUGAGGAAGAUGACAAGGAUGAAGCCAACAAUGAAGGUGGUUUUACUGCAAAUGCUGGACACGAUUUUUCUAACAGAGACGAAGAUAUGGUUGAGACUGGAGUACCUAACAUUUCAGUUGGUGGACCUACACCUUCCCAUCAGGAUGAAGGAGCAGGUGAUGGUGGUGAGUCUGUCCUUGUUGGUACACAGUCAGGGACCGAGGAAAAAGCUAGUGCUGACACAGAGAUGGAAGAAAUUCCAUCUCCUGUACCUUCAACCUCUGCACAGGAUAAAGGCCCAAUUGAUGGUGGUGAGCCUGUCGUAGUUGGUACACAGUCAGGGACAGAUGGAAAAUCAACUGCUGACACAGAGAUGGUAGAAAAUCCAUCUGGUUUACCUGCAACAUCUGGACAGGGAGAAGAACAUGGUGCCGGCGUUGAGAGUGAAGCAAAUGUUGGGGAGGAACCAGAAAUUGGUGUGGAUAAUGACAGAGAUACAUCUUCUCAGGCUGAACACACCGAGGAACCCGGCACAAGUGUUGAUGCGGGAGAUGUACCCAAAGUAGUUCCAGAGUGUAAAGUGGAUGACUCAGUACUUCAGGGCACCCCUAGUGAUCCCCCUUCACCAUUUGCAGUAGUUAAGAAUGAGUUGGAAACAACAGCCUCCAUGGAUUUGGAUGCAGCUAAUGUAAAGGAGGGAGUGUUGGAGGAGCAGGGGAUUGUCGCCGGGGUAGAAGAACAAGAGGAUUCAAACCCAGGGUUAGAUGAAGCAGACACAACAGUUGGUACACCUGAAAAUAUUGAUGAACCAAACAACGAUGCUGCACUCGAAGCAAUAGCAGUUAAAAUUCCUACGCCGGUUGUACCUAAAAAAGUGAAGAAGCAACUAGUUUAUGAGAUGGAUGAAGCCCUUCCUGAAGGUUUUAAGGAAACAACAGUCCUCGUGGAGGAUGUUCCAGAACGAACUGAAGAUUCAGAGCUGCUUAUAGCGCCUGGAAAUGUCCCUUUCAACCCCCUGGACAAGGUUGACGCUUCCAAAUUAGAGCUCUUAACCAAUGUCCUCGAUGGAGAGAAUGUGAAGCACACUCUUUUCGGGUAUCGCAAAGUGGACAACGAGUUUUUCUCCAUGCUUGUAAAACAAGGAAACUGGGUGGAUAAUAUGCACUUGGAAAUGCUCGCAAUGUUGAUGUGGCACAAGAACGGUCAACAAAUGAUAGAAAACCGAUGCGUUGUUUUGGACUCCUUCCUGCUUUAUGAGCUUACUAAGCGUGCUGUCAGCUUCAACAAUUGUAUAAAUAAGCAGGGGUUCAAAUGGGGCCAACGGCUAUACGACAUUGCCAAUGGAAUACACAUACACCGUGAACCUAGUCUUCGGUGGAUCAAGGAUGUCGACGUGGUAUAUGCUCCGAUGAACUGGAAAGGUGAUCAUUGGGUUGGUUUGGCAAUCCACCUCAGAGCCCGGCAUAUAAUUGUCUAUGACGCUUUCAUAGAUUACACGCGGGAGUCUGUUGCAUGGUCAAAGAUGAAGCCUGUCUGCGAGAUGAUGCCGUACCUAGUGAGAGCGAUGUGCACGGAUGUAUUGCCUCAGACAUACUCUGUUGAACCUUUUGGCUAUGAGAGAGAUUUGAACGUCGCUCAAAACCCAAGUACAGGAGAUUGCGGUCCUUACGCAAUGAAGUUCUUGGAGUUGCUGGCGUUUGGUAACCCAAUGUCAGACUUGGUGAAUAUUCAAGAAUCAGAUAUGGCCAUCUACUGUCAGGUGUACGCAACAGAAAUCUACGAGCACGGCAAGCGCGAGGGUGCCAAGAUAGCCAAAAUAAUGGCUGACAAAUGUUGGUGGUACCUCGGACCUCUCUUAAGAUCAGGGCCUCGUGGAAGAAACAUUGUCUACAGGCCGGAUGUCCUGAAAGAUGCUAAUAUUUACAGCAUGUGCAGUGAUCCCGAUGACUUCCAUGCGGCAGGCCAUGAUCCGAACGACAUCAACGCUGAAGGUCGAUAUAGACCCUUUUUCAAAAGGUGUCUAGAGGCUGGUAACCCGAUUGCUAUUUACCAUGAAGGACUGCGUCUAGUUACCCAUGAGUCUGACAUUAAGGGCGCCAUUGUACUUUUACAGCGGAAUGUACCAAGGCACGCCGAUGCAACCCUGGCAUGCGCAAUUCUGUGCAUAUGCGACGGCAAUGCUCACAUGGGUGGUGUGUACCUGCGCAUGUUCGCAAACAACCAUUACGCUUUGGAAUCAGAAGAUACACGUGACAUGUGUGAGGAACUCCUAGAAGAAAUAAAGAAAUAUGGAAUUAGGUUAAACAACACAUACGGCGCAACCUUUUCGUACCCUGAGGAACGUGGUAUUCGAACGCCUCCUUGCGCGAUGCUGUGUUACAUCAGAUCUGGACCAUUCAAGAAUGUUUGCAACGUAUGUUACCUCUGGUGGUGUGCAAGAAGAAUUAGUCAAAUUCUCUAGGCAGUUCUUACGUAAUAUUCUCUCAAUUUCUAAGUUUUUAUGUUAUAAUAUGUGGCCUUUCCAAUUGUACUUUGAUUAUCAGUAAUGCAUGUCUUUUUAUCUACAUCCUUGCUUGUUUAUCAUAUAAUACUCAAUCUUAUGAAUGGUUACAAAUAAUUGUAAUAUAUUUUAUAGUAAAAUGAGAAACGAGUU
Messenger RNA from Arabidopsis arenosa, 4471 nucleotides. The record is from the annotation of a GenBank genome assembly. NCBI's taxonomy places the organism in Eukaryota, Viridiplantae, Streptophyta, Magnoliopsida, Brassicales, Brassicaceae.